AUGGCUCUGGACAGUGAGCGGAGCGAUCUGCUGUUGAAAACGCUGCAGGAUUUGGGGAAGGACGACUUCAAGGAAUUCAAGUUUUUUUCGAACCUGCCUCAAAGCGUACAAGAAAACCCCUGCCGGGUGAACAUUGCUAACGCGCUGGUGAAGAAGCAUGGCGAGAACACUCUGGAGGAGACCAUCAAGAUUCUGGAAAAGAUGAGUAACAAGAACUUGGCCGAGAAGUUGCGUCGCAACGUGCUGGAAAUAAAAGGCCCCGACUUCUUUGUUCCCGAGGGCAACACCGAGCGCAGGCAGCAGCAGCCUCUGGCGAACCUGGACGUCACCUACGGGGCCCACGUCAGGCCCGACGAGCGACACGAGGUGCUUCAGAUGGAGACGUGUGCCGCCGCGGCCAAGAACUCUAUCCUGCCGUGCGACAUCUUCAAAAGCCAUGACGGGCAGCCGCGACCGAUACGCACGCUGCUCACCGUCGGCUUCGCGGGAAUCGGGAAAACCUUCCUGGUUCAAAAGUUUGUGUGCGACUGGGCCAGCGGCAAUACCAACCAGGACGUGCACUUCAUAUUUCCUUUCACAUUCCGUGAGUUGAACACGGACAAAGGGAAAAGUUUUACGCUUGCUGAGCUUAUCCGUCGCUACGUCUGCGGGAGCAGACACAUCAGCGAGGAGACUCUGAACAUUAUAUUAGAUGACCUGCAGAAGUCCGGGAAACAGGACUAUGAAAGCAGCAGGAUCAAGAUCUUGUUUGUCUUGGAUGGACUGGAUGAGUGCAACUUUAAAAUGGACUUGAAGAAUCAGAUGAAAGUAGACAUGGAUGUGAAAAAGCCCUACCCGCUGGAGGUGCUCCUGGCGCACCUCAUCAAGAGGAACCUGCUUCCUUGCUCCCGGGUUUGGAUCACCACGCGGCCCGAUAUCCCCUCCGACCUCAUUGACAGCAGGACAGAGGUGAGAGGAUUCAGCGAUUCCAGGAAGCUGGAGUACUUCAGGAAAAAGUUCCCAAAUGAGGAGCGUGUCAUUGAGCACAUCCGAAAAACUCGCACCAUCUUCAUCAUGUGCCACCUGCCCAUCUUCUGCUGGCUCACUGCUACAGUUUUUCAGGAUCAUUUGGACAAAGGGAAGGAGGGAGAGCUUCCCAGAACGCUGACAGACAUGUACUCGGAGUAUGCUUUUAACCAGCUGGACAAGUCCAAGGAGCGACAGACGACAGAGUACGCCGAUUACAUGAAAGCGCUAGCAAAGCUGGCGUUUGACCACACCAUGAGUAAGCAACAGAUCUUUUACGAGGAGGACCUGGCGAAAAGCGGAUUUGAUUACAGCCAAGCUGCAAAACACUCCGGAAUAUUCACUGAGGUGUUUAAGGAGGUCCGUCCGCUUAGAAGAAACCAACAGGGCAAGAUGUUUCAGUUUGUCCAUCUGACCAUCCAGGAGUAUUUUGCCGCAUUCCACAGCAGGCACUGGAGUGUGUCUUCCAAGAAGAAGAAGAAAAAUCAGAAGAAACAGAAUCAGAAGAUGGAGAAAAAGAAUCAGAAGAAGAAACAGAAUCAGACGAUGGAGAAAAAGAAUCUGAAGAAGAUACAGAAGAUGAAGGGGGUUGGAAAAUCAGAGGUUCACCGGUCUGCUCUCCAGAAAGCCUCGGAGAGUGAAGGAAACUUGGACAUAUUCAUCCGCUUCCUCUUUGGCCUUUCCUUGGCGUGCAACCAGAAACUAGUGGGGGAACUGCUGAAAGCUCCUCAGGACUGCAGACGAAGCAAGCCAAAGACUGUCAAGUUGAUCAAGGAGCGGAUAAAACAAAACACUCCACAGAAGAACAUCAACUUGUUCUACUGCUUAAAGGAGCUGAAGGACGACUCUCUGCUGAAGCAGUUUCAGAAGAAAAAUCGUUCCAGACAAUAUCGUACAAACAGCAUGCCAAAUGACAUGUGGUCAGCCUUGGCCUUCUUUUUACUGACACACGACAAAACCAUGAAGUCCUUUGACCUGGGGCGUUAUUCCCCAUUGCCUUUGGGGCUCGAGAAGCUGUUGGUGGUGGUCAAGGCUUCUCAACGAUCAAGUCUACAUGGUUGUAACCUGGACAAAGGCAGCUGUCACCUGCUGGCUUCCGUUCUCAGCUCUCCAUCCAACCUGAAGCAUCUGAAUCUGAGCUACAACAAUCUGUCUGACGAAGGGGUGGCGAUCCUCUCGAAAGGACUGGCCAGCCCAAACUGCAUCUUAGAGUCCCUCAUUUUAAGAAUGUGUGGCCUGGACAAAGACGGCUGUCACCCGCUGGCUUCCAUUCUCAGAUCUCCAGCCAACCUGAGGCAUCUGAAUCUGAGCUGGAACGCUCUGUCAGACAAAGGGGUGGAGAUCCUCUCAAAAGGACUGGCCAGCCCAAACUGCAAAUUGGAGUCCCUCACGCUGACACUUUGCAAGAUCACGGAUAAAGGAUGCGUUUUGUUGGCCGAGGCGCUCAAGUCAAACCCCUCCCAUCUUCAAAACCUAUUGCUGUGGGGUAAUCCAAUAGGUGAAGAAGGAAGGAGGGUCUUAUCGCACGUCCAAGAGGAUCCAAGCUAUCGCCUGCAGACUGUCGGGUAG
Messenger RNA from Nerophis lumbriciformis (worm pipefish), 2574 nucleotides. Lineage: Eukaryota; Metazoa; Chordata; Actinopteri; Syngnathiformes; Syngnathidae. The record is from RefSeq and is a predicted model, not a curated record.